GCAGAGGAACUGGAAGGGAAUUGCUAUUGCGCUGCUGGUGAUUCUAGUUGUUUGUUCACUCAUCACUAUGUCUGUCAUUCUUUUAACCCCAGAUGAACUCGCAAACUCAUCAGAAACCAGAUUGUCCUUGGAAGAUCUCUUCAGAAAAGAGUUCAUAGUGCAUAAUCCAGAAGCCAAAUGGAUUAAUGAUACAACAGUGGUGUAUAAAACCAGGAAUGGACAUGUUGUUGAACUGAAUGUAGAAACAAAUACAACUACAUUAUUAUUGGAAAAUACAACUUUUGUAACAUUCAAAGCAUCCAGAUACUCAGUUUCACCAGACUUAAGAUUUGUUCUACUUGCAUAUGAUGUGAAACAGGUUUUUCAUUAUUCUUACACAGCAUCAUAUGUGAUUUAUAACAUACACACAAGGGAAGUUUGGGAGUUAAACCCUCCAGAAGUAGAGGAUUCAGUUUUACAGUAUGCAGCCUGGGGCAUCCAAGGACAGCAACUGAUUUAUAUUUUUGAAAAUAACAUCUACUAUCAGCCUGAUGUAAGGAGUAGCUCAUUGCGCCUGACAUCUUCAGGAAAAGAAGGAAUUAUUUUUAAUGGAAUUGCAGACUGGUUAUAUGAAGAAGAACUCCUUCAUUCUCAUGUUGCCCACUGGUGGUCUCCAGAUGGUGAGAGAUUGGCCUUCCUCACCAUAAACGAUUCUCUGGUGCCAAACAUGGUUAUUCCCAGGUUUACUGGAGGCCUUUAUCCAAAAGGAAAACAUUAUCCAUACCCUAAGGCAGGUCAAACAAACCCAACAGUAAAGCUGUUUGUAGUUAAUCUGUAUGGACCAGCACAUACACUGGAACUGAUGCCACCUGACAACUUUAAAUCAAGAGAAUAUUACAUCACUAUGGUGAAAUGGGUAAGCAACACCAAGGCUGUGGUGAGGUGGUUAAACAGACCUCAGAAUAUCUCCAUCCUUACACUUUGUGAAACCACAACUGGGGCUUGCAGCAAGAAAUAUGAAAUGCAGUCAGACCUGUGGCUUCCUAAGCAGAAUGAAGAACCAGUUUUCUCCAAGGAUGGCAGCAAGUUCUUCAUGACUGUCCCAGUGAAGCAGGGAGGCCGGGGUGAAUUUCACCACAUAGCCAUGUUUACUGUUCAGGCUAAAAGUGAACAAAUCAAUGUGAGACACCUCACAUCAGGAAACUGGGAAGUUAUCAAAAUCCUGGCGUAUGAUGAAAAUACUCAGAAGAUUUACUUCUUAAGCACUGAAGAAUCUGCAAGAGGAAGGCAGCUACAUAGCGUAUCAACAGCGGGAUCAUUGAAUCGUCAGUGUCUCUCAUGUAACUUCUGGAGAGAUCAGUGCACAUACUUCAGUGCAAAGUUCAGCCCCAUGAACAGGCAUUUUUUACUGCACUGUAAAGGGCCAGGAGUUCCAGUUGUUAGCGUUCACAGUACAAGUAAUACUGCAAAGUUUUACAUUUUGGAAAAUAAUGCUGUGUUGAAAGAAGCUGCUUUUAAGAAGAAGAAUUCCAGGACUGAAAUUAAAAUGCUUCACAUUGAGGAUUACGAACUCCCUUUACAGUUGUCUCUGCCAAGAGAUUUCACGGAUCGAAACCAGUAUGCCCUUCUAUUAAUAAUUGAUGAAGCUCCAGGCAGCCAGUUGGUUACAGAUAAGUUUCACAUUGACUGGGACUCAGUGCUUGUCAACUCUGAUAAUGUCAUCGUAGCUCGAUUUGAUGGCAGAGGGAGUGGAUUUCAAGGCCUUAAGAUUCUCCAGGAAGUCCACCGGAGCUUAGGAUCAGUGGAAGUGAAGGACCAAAUAGCAGCCGUAGAAUCACUACUGAAACAGCCCUUCAUUGAUCCUAAGAGGCUGAGUAUAUUUGGAAAGGGAUAUGGUGGCUACAUUGCAGCAAUGAUCCUGAAGUCCAGUGAAAGGCUCUUCAAGUGUGGAGCUGUGGUGGCACCAAUUACAGAUAUGAAGUUGUAUGCAUCAGCUUUUUCAGAAAGAUACCUUGGUAUCCCAUCAAGAGAGGAAAAUACCUAUCAGGCAUCCAACGUAUUACACAAUCUUCAUGGUUUAAAAGAAGCAAAUUUGCUAAUCAUUCAUGGGACAGCUGACACUAAAGUCCACUUCCAGCACACAGCAGAACUAAUUAAACAUCUAAUAAAAGCUGGAGUUAAUUACACUAUGCAGAUCUACCCAGAUGAAGGUCAUAACAUUGCUUCUGAGAAAAGCAAAUAUCACCUUUACAGCACAAUCCUUGGGUUUUUUAGUGCUUGUUUAAAGGAGGAAGCACCCAUUUUACCACAGGAACCUGAAGAGGAUGAAUAA
Messenger RNA from Calypte anna (Anna's hummingbird), 2311 nucleotides. RefSeq names its product dipeptidyl peptidase like 10 (gene DPP10). The coding region runs from base 68 to 2311 and encodes 747 amino acids. NCBI's taxonomy places the organism in Eukaryota, Metazoa, Chordata, Aves, Apodiformes, Trochilidae. Gene Ontology annotation, biological process: proteolysis. The record is from RefSeq and is a predicted model, not a curated record. Gene Ontology annotation, molecular function: serine-type peptidase activity; dipeptidyl-peptidase activity. The transcript is spliced from 25 exons.